Messenger RNA from Tachysurus vachellii, 7213 nucleotides. It is a transcript of the gene cntnap5l, whose product is annotated as contactin associated protein family member 5 like. Lineage: Eukaryota; Metazoa; Chordata; Actinopteri; Siluriformes; Bagridae. The record is from RefSeq and is a predicted model, not a curated record. Bases 229 to 4155 code for a protein of 1308 amino acids. The transcript is spliced from 24 exons.
UAUCAGAGUGAGUGUGCGUGCGUGAGCCCGCGCGUGUGUAUACGCGUGUGCGGUAGGAGAGAGAAAGUAGCACGAGCAGAGAAACUUAGGAAUCUUUGAGCUAUUUUCACUAGAGGCUGCAGCUGGACCUGGACCUGGACCUGGACCUAGACCUGGACCUGGAGCUGGCGAGGUGUUCUGAAAGGAAGCGUUGAGCUUUAACGAGGACUAACCUGCUCUUUCUAAACGAUGGGAUUCAUCAGCGCCAUCGGCGUGGUCUUCAUCAUCAUCAUCACCCUCAGUGUUUUUACUCCUGCUUUGGGUGCCAGCAGCUAUUACUGUGAAGACCCGCUGCUGUCAUCACUUCCCUCUGCCUCCUUUCAGAGUUCAUCAAGGUCUCCUGACAGCCAAUCAGCACACAUUGUAAAUCUCCACAGCAGAGAUGGUUCUGGUGGAUGGUCUCCAGACCAUGAGGACCGCCGUCCCUGGCUGCAGUUGGACCUAAGAGAUCGUUUGGAGGUGACAGCAGUGGCCACACAGGGCCGAUGGGGCAGGGCAGACUGGGUGAGCAGCUACCAGCUGCAGUAUAGUGACUCAGGCAGAACAUGGAGAACCUACAGACAAGACAACAUGCCAUGGACAUUUUCAGGGAACACAGACAUGGACUCGGUGGUCCAGCGCAAGCUUCUGCACUCUAUCAGGACUCGAUUUCUACGACUUCUGCCUCUAGAAGGAAAUCCCACAGGAGGAAUAGGACUCAGACUGGAGAUCUAUGGCUGCAGUUACAAGUCAGAUGUGGCAGAUUUUGAUGGGCACAGUGCUCUGCUCUACCGCUUUAAUCAGAAAUCCACAAGCACAGUGAAGAACGUGAUCUCAGUGCGAUUCAGGAGCAGGCAAGCAAACGGUGUUCUGCUGCAUGGAGAGGGCCAGAGAGGAGACUACAUCACCCUGGAGCUCCAGAAAGGAAGACUUACACUACAUCUUAACCUGGAUGAUGCUAAACCCCAGUCCAGCGGUAGACACACUUCUGUGAUGUUAGGCAGUCUUCUUGAUGACCACCUCUGGCAUUCUGUCCUCAUAGAGCGUUUCAACAAGCAGGUGAACUUCACAGUAGACAAAGACACACAGCACUUUCGUACACAAGGUCAGGAGGACUCUCUGGAGGUAGACUAUGAGCUUAGUUUUGGAGGAAUUCCUCUGCCAGGCAAACCUGGUACUUUUUUGCGGGACAAUUUUCACGGCUGCUUGGAGAACCUCUACUACAACGGAGUCAACAUCAUCGACAUGGCCAAAAGACGCAAACCUCAGAUCUACACCGUGGGUAACGUGACUUUCUCAUGCUCUGAUUCGCAGCCAGUGGCUGUAACGUUUUUAAGUGCCACCAAUAGUUUUCUGGUUUUGCCGACCGAUUGGGCAGCAGAAGGUUUGUCCGUACGGCUCCAGUUCCGUACAUGGAAUCAGGACGGUUGUUUGCUUACUGUUCCACUGACUCAGGGCCCGAAGUCAUCAUCUCUCACCCUGCAAUUCAGUAGGGGUUUAUUCCUGCUCACCAUGAGAGGAAUCCCACAAGGCACAGCUCAAAUCAGCACCGAAGGACCAGGUUUGUGUGAUGGACAGUGGCACUCUGUGGCAGUAGAGGUCAAAGGUCAGCAGGUCUAUCUGACUGUGGACAUUCAGAAACCAGUGAUUAUGAAGAUUAUUCAGCUCACCAACAGCUUACAGAGAACAACUGUUAUAUUUGGAGGCUGCCCCGUAUCACACUAUGACCUUGGCUGUGAGAAACCUCACACUGGAUAUCAGGGCUGCCUUCGUCUCAUCUUUAUCAACAACCAACCUAUCGGCCUUAGUAGAACACAACAAGAGAAACAAACGAACUUUAGUGAGCUCAGCUUUGACAUCUGCAGUAUCCGUGACAGAUGUGUACCGAAUUUCUGUGAACACGGUGGAGUUUGCUUCCAGUCUUGGGACCAUUUCUACUGUAACUGCUCUGGAACAGGCUACACGGGCUCGACCUGUCAUAACCCAAUUUACGAGCGAUCGUGUGAAGCCUACAGAAACAAAGCAAGCCCUUCUGGUAUUUUCACCAUUGAUCCUGAUGGCAGCGGGCCCUUGGAUCACACACUAGUGAACUGUACAAAUGCACAGGACAAACUGUGGACAGUUGUAGGCCAUGAUCAUUUACAGCCUGUUAGCGUUCAAGGUUCCACUCCCAGAAGCCCCUAUGUCCUUAUUUUCAACUACUCAAUCUCGCCUUAUCACAUCCGCUCCCUGGUGGCAUCGGCAGAACAUUGCCAGCAGGAAGUGACAUAUCGCUGCAGGAAGUCUCGCCUCUUUGACACCUGGGAUGGCACUCCUUUGUCAUGGUGGCUGGACAGGGACGGUGUUAAGAGGAUGUACUGGGGAGGGUCUCUGCCUGGAGUGCAGCAAUGCUCCUGUAGCCUGGAAGGCAACUGCAGGGACAUGAACUACUUCUGCAACUGUGAUGCUGACCAGGAAACAUGGGUGAAUGAUACUGGCCUGUUGUCUUACAAAGACCAUUUACCGCUUAGCGAGAUCGCCAUCGGAGACACAAACAGAACGGGAUCGCAGGCGCUCUUUCAAAUCGGACCUCUGCGCUGCUCUGGCGAUCGAUUUUUGUGGAACUCUGCCUCCUUUAUUUUGGAGUCCUCAUAUCUGCAUUUCCCUACACUGCAAGCUGAGCUGAGCAUAGACAUCUCCUUUUAUUUCAAGACCGGAGCUCCUUCUGGCCUCUUCCUUGAGAAUGUAGGAGUACAAGACUUCAUCAGGCUGGAGCUGAGCUCUCCAUCAGCAGUCACGUUCACCUUUGACCUCGGUGACGGCCCAGUGGUUCUGGUAGCCAGGUCGCCGAUGGUUCUGAAUGACAGACAGUGGCAUUAUGUACGAGCUGAAAGGAAUGUGAAAGAGGCAUCGCUGCAGGUCGACCUGCUGCCCCUUCAAAUCGCUGAAGCAGCCACUGAAGGACAGCACAGACUCCAGCUUAACAGCCAGCUCUUUGUUGGAGGAGCACCGACCACUCAGAGGGGCUUCAUAGGGUGCCUCCGUGCACUUAGCAUCAAUGGGAUGACCUUUGACCUUCAUGAACGUGCUAAGAUGACUCCCGGCAUGAACUCAGGUUGCCCGGGUCACUGCAGCAGUGAGAGCUUAUGUCAUAAUGGAGGAAGGUGUUUGGAGAACAGGAACAGCUACAUAUGCGACUGCACACACACAGCAUUCACAGGAGCCAACUGCAAAACAGCUAUCUCUGCAUCCUUUGAGAGAGGGACGUCUGUAACGUAUGCCCUUCAGGAGCCAUUUGCCGUAAUGAGGAACCAGGAUCCAAAACAACUGCUAAGGAACAAACACUCAGACAUGGUUAGAUCCCGGGAAAACGUGGCAUUCGGGUUCCUAACAAAACACACACCAGCUUUGCUCUUGUCUGCUCAGUCCUAUGACCAGCGCUACAUGGCAGUUACCCUGACCCAAAAUGGCAGCUUGCAGAUCUGGUACAGGCUGAACCAGGAGACAGGUCCAGACAAGUUCAGUCUUAAACCUGCCAAUCUAGCUGACGGACGGUUCCACUGGGUCAGAAUAAAUCGUGAUGGAAAUCAUCUUCAUGUCCAGAUCGAUAACACAGUGAUGCAGCAGUACAGUCUGUCUCCUGGCUCUGCUCUUGCUCCAGUCAGGAUUUUAACUCUGGGGAGAAUCCGAGGAAGUGACAUCACUGAUGAGGAAGUGGUGCGUGUAGGACUAAGAGGAUUUGUCGGCUGCCUGUCUUCUGUCCAGUUUAAUCAAGCUGCCCCUUUAAAAGCAGCGCUCCAAAACAGAGGCAGUUCAGCAGUCAGUGUUCAUGGCCGGCUGGAGGAUUCAAACUGUGGGGCUAAAUCAAGCAUAGACACUCACAUAAUCACCCACACAGGCUCAGGAGAUGAAUCAUCAAAAUCAGACCGAGAUCAAGCUCCUCUGACAAAGAGUGCACAGAGUGACUCAGCACUAAUUGGAGGAGUCGUGGCUGCCAUCGUGUUUACGACGCUGUGUGUGUUGGCUGUGUUGAUCCGCUUCCUUUACCAACACAGGGAACCCCAACCUCUGCCUGCCGUCUCCAUAAAGAGUAAAAAACCCAGCUUGGAUUUGGAACCUUCCAAACCGAACCACGUCGGCAAGGAGUACUUCAUCUGACAGGAGUUGCUUCUGUUGCAUUAGCUACAGAAAUAAGAAUAUUAUUAUAAGCUGUGCACACGAGCGCCCGACCCAAACCUUCUGACUCUUCUGUGCCAUCUUUUACUUCAGGCCUCCUCUCCUGUCUGACACAGCUGCUGAGUUCUGAUCCAAGCUGGACAGGAAGUCAGGGUCAGUACGGACUCCAGUUUACACUUCUGUGGAACAAGAAACUAUUUGAUUAAAAAAUGAUGAGGAAAUAAUCCGAACUUGUGUGACAUACUGUGUGCUGUUUGAUAACAGUGAGAGACUCUAACACAGCACCUUGUACACACAAGUCUCAAGUAAAAAGCCCAAGACAGGAAACAUGCUGGUCUGCUUAAUCCAACCCUGUUACACUCAGCACAGGCUUUGUGUUUUGUUGCUUACUCAACUGAAUGUGCUCUGAUAUCACUGAGAAGGAAACGUCUCAGCUUUUUUCAUAAUGUGGAAAAAUCCCUGUCUCUUUUCAUGUCAGAAAAUAUCUGUGAUGAGGAUUUGACAAAAUCAGACAAUCAGAUCAAACAAGAGACAAAACGGUAAACAAAAGCGGAUUAGCGCUGGCAUUUAGUCAGCACUAGCAAAAGUUCAAUGGUGAAAGCUUUGUGUGUGUCCGCGGCUGUAUGUCAGAAACGUUCACCCGAUAAUGCAGCUAAAUCCGUUACUAAGAAUCCGCCGAGUCUACAGAAAGGUCUAGAAUGAAGUGCAUUAUAUUACCUGUCAUGAGACAACACCAUGCUUUCUUACUGAAAUCCAUUUCUUUUGGUCAGGGGUUCAGUUUUCUAUAUGGCUAUUGUUGUAUAUGACCGUUUAUCUAUUUCAGAAAUAUAUUUAAUAAAAAGAGCUGUUUUUAUAGCCUCUAAGAGUACACAAUGCCCUUUUCUCUGAGAAAUGAGAAAUUUUAGAGGUUUUUUAUUUAUUUUUUUUUUAUUAGUCUCAGGUGACCUUAGUGAAAUGUGCAAACACCCACAGAGAGCGUAUUUGUUUUAGAGCUUCUCCACCAGACAGUGUCAUGGCUCUGUAACUAAUCCAGACUUGCCAUCUAUCUCUGGUGGUUUGAGUUUGUGGUGUUAUUCAGUUCCUCAUGCUGCGUUCACACAUACUAUGAAUAACAGAGACGAAUAAUGAGAGCUUUGGACUCCCAGGUGACGGAAGUGGGCGUGUCCAGAAAUCAGAUAAAUUUCAUAAAACUUAUACUUUAUAUAAAUGUGGAGUGACGUAAUGCUCCACUGAUGGCAGUUAAGACACUAGAGCACACGUAAACCGUGACGAAGAUCACACCUUCAUCUCGUUUGUGAUGCACAUAAACGCUGCUGGAUUUUACACACAAACUCCAAAUCUCACUCCAGAAUGUUUCAUUUUAGUGUCACAAAAACUAAUUUAUAAUUUUAGUUGCUCCGCCCACUAAUAAACAUCAUUACUAUGGAAACCAUUAAUGGGAACACCUACUAACGACUUGAUAAUGCAGCAGCUGAAGCCUUGCAGUGAUAAAAAUCACCAUGUGUGUGAACGUAGUUUUACACUUCACAAGCAGGGUGUACAGGAAGUAGAGCAAGAGACGUACAUUUACUACUGUACUUUGUCCAUGUUGAUAUAUUAAAGCAUCAGGACCAUCAUGCAGUAUUUAUUCAUCAGCAACACAUUUUCCCUUCACUGGAACUUAGAGGCCCAACACUGUCCCAGCAUGACAAAGUUUCCUGCACAGAUCACUGACCUUAAACCCUCUGAACACCCUGCGAUGGAAGUGAACAGCCUCAGAGGAAUAAUCCGCUAGAUUUUGACAAUGGGGAUUUGUACUAAACUGGCAAAAUUAAUUAAAAAAUAUGAAGCGAGGAUGAUUAUAAUGUUGUUGAAAAUAUUCGAUUUGCUGUGAAAUGCUCAAAAAUCCCAAGCAACCUAAAAAAAUCACUAAAGUAGAAUUGUCAUUAUUAUAGAAAAAGACAAGAACAAAAACUAAAAGAAGACUUUGAAAGAUGAAUAGGAUUCUAAAUGAAUGAUGUUGCCUCAUGCCUAUGAUAAGAGAUGUUUGACAGGAUGUCAUCACACUACUGCUAAAAAAACUAGGAAAUGGUCAAGAAGUUCUAUUAGUGAGAAUAAAACAAAACUCAGCCUGGAGCUUCAAGUAUGAUGAUCAGAAAAAAAAGGGAUUUUUUCUAAUAACAGUACAUGAAGAAUCCUGCACUAAUAACUGAAAUUAAUCCUGAAUCAGUAAUGAACUAAUGAUGAGUUAAAGCAUGAGUCCUCUGCUCAGGGGUGUUUGCCCUGCCCUAGCCUUAGUGCCUUCCUGCCUCUCACACCUGUUCCUUAUGUCUCUCUGAUUAGUUUUUAUUUGAGUCCUUGUGUCUUUUGUCUCCCGAUUUUGUUCCUCUUUUUUGGGUGAACGUUUUUUUAGUUUUCAUGUUUGUAUUGUUUCCAAACUUCUGUUGUUUUAAAUAAAUCCCUUCGUUUUGUCGCAUGCAUUGGGCUCUGGAGCAGAGGUGGGAGUAAGUCACACAUGUGCAAGUCUCAAGUAAGUCUCAAGUCAUGAAUGUCAAGUCAAAGUCGAGUCAAGUCUUUUUUUAAUAUUUGUCAAGCAAGUCUCACGUCUCAAACUUUGCGACUUAAGUCUGACUCGAGUCAAGUCAUAUGACAUCGAGUCCCCCAUCUUUGGUCUGGAGGGUCAGAGGAGGCAUCUGUUUUUAAAAGAUCUAACCUUAACUACGGCAUAAGGCGUAUAACGUAUGAAUAACGACCACCUUAAAUACGUCUCAGUUCAUGUUCGUUACACAGCAGUAAACUACAUCAAACAUUCUAAGACUCAAAGACCAGAAAAUAAUCUUCUAGAUCUCUGGAUUUUUUGGGGUCCAAAGGUCAGAGAUCAUGUUGAACAUUUUUUAAUGAAUUUUUUAAAUAUUUAAAAUAAAGAUUAAAAGGUUAGCAUGUUAACUGCUUUGUUCAAAUUCAUAUUAUCUUCGUUCCUAAUCUCUGUGCUGUUGAAGUUUGUGAUCGUAACGAGACUCCGAUGGAUUCAAUCUAAAGGUUCUGCACAAACUUCUGAAGU